AUGAGAGACGCCGAGGGCCCGGGCCUGGUGGCCGACGCCGCACGGGCCGAGCCGGCUGGCGCGGCGCUGAGCGUGGACGUGGUGGGGCUGCUGGCGCAGCUGGCCCGCAGCUUCGCGCUGCUGCUGCCGGUGUACGCACUGGGCUACCUGGGCCUGAGCUUCAGCUGGGUGCUGCUGGCGCUGGCGCUGCUCGCCUGGUGCCGGCGCAGCCGCGGCCUCAAGGCCACGCGCCUGUGCCGCGCGCUGGCGCUGCUGGAGGACGAGGAGCGCGCCGUGCGCCUGGGGGUGCGCGCCUGCGACCUGCCGGCCUGGGUUCACUUUCCAGACACUGAGAGAGCAGAAUGGCUAAAUAAGACUGUAAAACACAUGUGGCCUUUCAUUUGCCAAUUUAUAGAGAAGCUGUUUCGAGAAACCAUAGAGCCAGCUGUGCGGGGAGCAAACACCCACCUCAGCACCUUUAGCUUCACGAGAGUUGACGUGGGUCAGCAGCCCCUCAGGAUCAAUGGUGUCAAGGUAUACACUGAAAAUGUGGACAAAAGGCAAAUUAUUUUGGACCUUCAGAUUAGUUUUGUAGGAAAUUGUGAGAUUGAUUUGGAGAUCAAGCGAUAUUUUUGUAGAGCUGGUGUGCAAAGUAUACAGAUUCACGGCACAAUGCGAGUGAUCCUGGAGCCACUGAUUGGAGACAUGCCCUUAGUGGGAGCGCUGUCUAUCUUCUUCCUCAGGAAGCCACUUUUAGAAAUUAACUGGACAGGACUGACUAACCUUCUGGAUAUCCCAGGACUGAAUGGUUUAUCAGAUACCAUCAUUUUGGAUAUAAUAUCAAACUAUCUGGUUCUUCCCAAUCGAAUCACUGUUCCUCUCGUCAGUGAAGUUCAAAUAGCCCAGUUGCGGUUUCCGAUCCCAAAGGGUGUCCUAAGGAUACACUUCAUCGAGGCUCAGGACCUCCAGGGGAAGGACACUUACCUUAAGGGGCUUGUCAAGGGAAAGUCAGACCCCUAUGGAGUUAUUCGAGUUGGCAACCAGAUCUUCCAAAGCAAGGUCAUCAAAGAGAACCUGAGUCCCAAGUGGCACGAGGUGUAUGAGGCCUUGGUCUAUGAGCAUCCUGGGCAGGAGCUGGAGAUUGAGCUCUUUGACGAAGACCCAGACAAGGACGACUUUCUAGGAAGUCUCAUGAUCGACCUGGCCGAAGUGGAAAAGGAGCGCCUUCUAGAUGAAUGGUUCGCCCUGGACGAGGUCCCCAGAGGAAAGCUGCACCUGAAACUGGAGUGGCUCACGCUGACGCCACACGCUGCCCGCCUGGACCAGGUGCUGACAGACAUCAGGGCCGACAAAGACCAAGCCAACGACGGCCUUUCCUCCUCCUUGCUCAUCUUGUAUUUGGAUUCAGCGAGGAACCUUCCGUCUGGGAAGAAAAUGGACAGCAGCCCCAGCCCCCUCGUGCAGAUGUCAGUGGGUCACAAGGCCCAGGAGAGCAAGAUUCGGUACAAAACCAAUGAGCCUGUGUGGGAGGAAAACUUCACUUUCUUCAUUCACAAUCCGAAGUGCCAGGACCUUGAAGUUGAGGUCAGAGAUGAACAGCAUCAGUGCUGCCUGGGGAACCUGACGAUCCCGCUCAGUCGUCUGCUCUCCAGCGAUGACAUGACCAUGAACCAGCGAUUCCAGCUCAGUAAUUCUGGUCCAAACAGCUCUCUGAAGAUGAAGGUUGCCCUCAGGAUACUCCACCUCGAAAAGCAAGAAAGGUCCCCAGACCACCAGCACUCAGCUCAAGUCAAGCGGCCCUCCGUUUCCAAAGGAGGGAGAAAAGUGUCUGUCAGGUCUCAGGCGUCCGAGCCACCGGGCGCUGGGGACAGCAGCCCCGCCCCGCCCGCUCCAGUCCUGGGAGGCGGUGUGAAGCCCAGCGUGGAGGACAGAGCGCAGCCCGCAGAGGCCAGCCCUCAGGGGCCUCGAGACCUGGGCAGAAGUGCCUCUAGCCUCCAUGGCAGCACCUCCGGCUCCCCCAGCCACAUCUUCAUCAAGGAGCCCACCCCCAGCAUAGCCUCGGACAUCUCGCUGCCCAUCGCCACGCAGGAGCUUCGGCAGCGGCUGCGGCAGCUGGAGAAUGGGACGACGCUGGGACAGUCUCCCCUGGGGCAGAUCCAGCUGACGAUCCGGCACAGCUCGCAGAGGAACAAGCUGGUGGUGGUCGUGCACGCCUGCAGAAACCUCAUUGCCUUCUCUGAAGACGGCUCGGACCCCUACGUCCGCAUGUAUUUGCUCCCAGACAAGAGGAGGUCAGGGAGGAGAAAAACACACGUGUCAAAGAAAACACUGAACCCCGUGUUUGAUCAGAGCUUUGAGUUCAGCGUCUCGCUCCCAGACGUGCAGCGGAGAAUGCUGGAUGUCGCCGUGAAGAACAGUGGCGGCUUCCUGUCCAAAGACAAAGGGCUUCUCGGCAAAGUGCUGGUUGCUCUGGCAUCUGAAGAGCUCGCCAAAGGCUGGACCCAGUGGUACGACCUCACAGAAGACGGGACGAGACCCCACGUGAUGACGUAG
This is a messenger RNA of Pipistrellus nathusii (Nathusius's pipistrelle), 2532 nucleotides long. NCBI's taxonomy places the organism in Eukaryota, Metazoa, Chordata, Mammalia, Chiroptera, Vespertilionidae. The record is from the annotation of a GenBank genome assembly.